Molecule: messenger RNA, 4842 nt
Organism: Globicephala melas (long-finned pilot whale)
Lineage: Eukaryota; Metazoa; Chordata; Mammalia; Artiodactyla; Delphinidae
Source: RefSeq, a predicted model, not a curated record
CCCAGGCAAAGUACGGCAGUAGGUGGAGCUCCGUUGCCAGAGUAACCCGGCGUUGGUGUUGGUGUUGUAUACUUCCUGUCGCAACCAUACCUGUUUCCUUGUGCUGAGAUCCUGAGGUGAUGAAUCAUAGUGAAAGAUUCGUUUUCAUUGCAGAGUGGUAUGAUCCAAAUGCUUCACUAUUUCGACGUUAUGAGCUUUUAUUUUACCCAGGGGAUGGAUCUGUUGAAAUGCAUGAUGUAAAGAAUCAUCGCACCUUUUUAAAGCGGACCAAAUAUGAAGACCUUCACUUGGAAGAUUUAUUUAUAGGCAACAAAGUGAAUGUCUUUUCUCGACAACUGGUGCUACUUGACUAUGGGGAUCAAUAUACAGCUCGGCAACUGGGCAGUAGGAAAGAAAAAACAUUAGCCCUGAUUAAACCAGAUGCAGUAUCAAAAGCAGGAGAAAUAAUUGAAAUAAUAAGCAAAGCUGGAUUUACUCUAACCAAACUCAAAAUGAUGACACUUUCAAGGAAAGAAGCAACAGAUUUUCAUAUAGAUCAUCAGUCAAAGCCCUUUUUAAAUGAGUUGAUCCAGUUUAUCACCAGUGGUCCUAUAAUUGCCAUGGAGAUUUUAAGAGAUGAUGCUAUAUGUGAAUGGAAAAGACUUCUUGGACCUGCCAACUCUGGACUGGCACGUACAGAUGCUCCUGGAAGCAUUAGAGCCCUCUUUGGAACAGAUGGCAUAAGAAAUGCAGCUCAUGGCCCUGAUUCUUUUGCUUGUGCUGCCAGAGAAAUGGAGUUAUUUUUUCCUUCGAGUGGAGUCUGUGGGCCAGCAAACACUGCUAAAUUUACCAGCUGUACUACUUGUUGCAUUGUUAAGCCCCAUGCCAUCAGCGAAGGACUGCUGGGAAAGAUUCUGAUGGCUAUCCGAGAUGCAGGUUUUGAAAUUUCAGCUAUGCAGAUGUUCAACAUGGAUCGAGUUAAUGUUGAAGAGUUUUAUGAAAUUUAUAAAGGAGUCGUGUCUGAGUAUAACGAAAUGGUGACAGAAAUGUAUUCUGGCCCUUGUGUAGCAAUGGAGAUUCAACAGACUAAUCCUACCGUGACAUUUCGAGAAUUCUGUGGACCUGCUGAUCCUGAAAUUGCCCGGCAUUUACGCCCUGGAACCCUCCGAGCAAUCUUUGGUAAAUCUAAGAUCCAGAAUGCUGUCCACUGCACUGAUCUACCAGAGGAUGGCCUAUUAGAGUGCAGAGCCUAGAAAUGGCGGAUAACAUGUCUGGCUAAUGCUAGUUUCCUCUUGAAGAAGAAAAGACAGAGUCACAUUUUCUCUGAAUUUGAAACCAAGAUCACUUUAUUCACUUGAUUACAGCUGUUCUUAAAUGCUCCUUGGAUAGUUUCCCUCUGUAUUAUGUUUCCCUCUGUCCUUAGUCAUGGAUUUUCGAAGUAACCUCACUUAGUUCUCCUCCAUGGGCCAAAUAUAUACUGAUAUUGAAGUGUUACUAAUCCUUUAAAAUGCCAGGAGUUUGAGCUUUCAUUGGACUUUGAAAGAUUUUAAUAACUAGAUUUUCGUCUCUGAUCACUGAUAAUGUUUUUAAUUUGGAGUUGGAGCAGUUCCCUCUGGUAAUAAAUGCAGCUUGGGCAGACAGGGCAUGCUAUUGUUCUAAAACAGAGCUCGGAUUAGAUUUUGCCCAAACAGGUACAGAACCGAAAACCUUGGCUUCCGUUAAUGCUGUAUUUUGGGGCAAAGGUUCCUAAAGUCUAGUUGGCCUUUAUUACCUUCAUGAGUUUUACCAUAUCUGAGUACCACCUGAAAUUGUAUUUACUAUUUUUCUUUAAAUUCAUUCGCUGUGAUACUUGAAUAAGUUUAUUUUCCAUCAUGGAAGUAUUUAUUUAGCCUAAGUGGGAAACUAGUAUUACUUGUCCUUAAUUGAAGGUAAUAAAUACAAUGAAAAGAAAAGUUAUUGAAUUCUAGCUAGAUACUAUUGCUUGCAAAAGGUUCUGAGCCCCAGGCCUAUCUCCCUUUAUUUGAAAGGGUAGUAACCUGGGUUGAAGCCAUACUAGCACCACAUUGAAGCUCUCCUUCAGGGAAUGUGAUGGAUUGGAAAAAAAAAAAAAAGAAAGAAAGAAAGAAUCCUUUUUCCUCUAUUUAGUAAUUAUUCCAAUGCUUUUGAUUCCAAGUGGUACUUAGCGAACGUGUGAGAAACCCUGCCUUUGAAAAACUCAUUCCUUUUAUAUUCUGUGUGAGGAAUUCAAUAUUUGAUUGACUGGACUUGUAUGAAAACCCCUUUUCAGGAUGUAAGGACACCCCAAAAGUAGAUGGCACUGUUCCUACACCCAAGAAACGUGUCAUCUAAUAAUACGAGGAGAGCAAAUCAUGAUAAACGUGUAGCAGCAAGAGUUUCAGAAAUAUGCAGGUACUUCAUACUAGAAUGUGAGUGGCAGAGGGUCACUCGAGGGUCUUUCCGGGGCAGUUGAAGAGUACUUAGCAGACUAGGCAGCCAACAAAUACGUACGGAGUCAAAAAACACUAACCAAUUCCCCAGUCUCCUAGUGGAGGUAUAAGCACUCGCACGGGCAGGGAAUAGGUUGGCACCAUCUGGAAAGGCUACAGGGAAGCAAGAUUUGGACAGAAUCUUGAAGGAAGGAAUAGGCAGAGAGCACACACAUACAUACACAGGUGCACGUGCACACACAUAUAUGCACAUACACACAGUGUCUUAGAACAGAAGGUACAAGGUUCAUGUGAAAGCAGGGGGUUAAGUGUGUCUGACCGAGGUUGUGACCUGAGAACAGUCUCAAAAAUACAAACGACCUUCCAAUUUGAAUAAAUACUCCCCUUUCCUCAGACGUAAAGCCAUUCCCCACUUCUUGUUCAUAAACAUCACACGUUUAAGACUCAUGUACACUGCAAAAAGUGUCGAUGUUUCAGCAAAACAAACCAUCUUCUGUUAAAGGAACGAUACCUUCCAUUUCAAUGUACAUGGAGGUUGCUUUUUGAGAAACCCAGCUUUAGGUAGAUAUGUUGUCCGUUUACGGAUUUUUGCCGUAUUUCCUCAGUUGUUAAGGAGGGCUCCUAAAAUCUUUGCAGCUAAGCAGUCGUGCCAUUUCUCACAGUUCCCUUUGCUGUUUUUUGUUAAAUGGAGUCAUUGUUUCUCUGGUAUUAAUUUACCAUCACACGAUUUGCUGCUCUAGAGAUAGCAAAGUCUCAGGUAGUAUUUUUAAAGAAUAAACAAGAGAAGCAGAUUGGCAGGGUAAUAAAUGUGGGGCAAUAAGGUGGGAAUUUAAGCUGUUACUAUUUCUGAACAAGUUGUGCUGUCACAGAAAUGGCCAUGGGCCUCUGGGUCUGUUUCUGUAAGAGGAGAGCCCAACUGAGGAGGCAUUUCAGCAUUUCAGGUCCCAAAGGAUUUCUCGGGACCAGCCUGAAGGCAGGAAGGAUUGAUGUAAGCUUUGGCUGCACAGGCUUUGUGAAAGGUUUCCAUUUUCUGAAAUAUGAUGAUGCCAAGAUUUUAGUUUGGGUACUUCCCACGUGGGUUAAGGGAUACUAAAUCUUCAGCUCCGUUAUACCUGGAGAAUGUUUUUCAGAAAGCUCAUUUUCAUCUCCUUUCACUCUAAGGCUAAUUUUGAAAUAUAUGGCUAAAUAUGGACUUAGGCCAAACCAUGAACCAAAAAGCAAGGUAUAAACCUUCUUAAUUUACUGAACCUCAAACCCUACCUUUUUUUUUGGCACAUGCUAAUUUUUUCAGUUACACACAUAUAUAUACACAUUAUUUUUCAUAUUCUUUGCCAUUAUGGUUUAUCACAGGAUAUUGAAUAUAGUUCCCUCUGCUAUACAGUGUUAUUCUGUAUGUAAUAGUUUGCAUCCGUUAAUCCUAAACUCCCAAUCCAUCCCUCCCCCACCCUGCCACCCCUUGGCAACCACAAGUCUAUUCUCUAUGUCUGUGAGUCUGUUUGUUUUGUAGGUAAGCUCAUUUAUGUCCUAUUUUAGAUUCUACAUAUGUGAUAUGAUAUUUGUCUUUGACUUAACUUCACUUAGUAUGAUCAUCUCUAGGUCCAUUCAUGUCGCCGCAAAUGGCAUUAUUAUGUUCUUUUUUAUGGCUGAGUAAUAUUCCGUUUGUAUAUAUACUACAUUUUCUUUAUUCAUUCAUCCUCGAUGGACAUUUAGGUUGUUUCCAUGUCUUGGCUAUUGUGAAUAGUGCUGCUGUGAACAUAUGGGGGCAUGUGUAUUUUCAAAUUACAGUUUUGUCAGGAUAUAUGCCCAGCUGUGGGACUGCUAGAUCAUAUGGCAACUCUAUUUUUAGUUUUUUAAGGAACCUCCAUACUGUUCUCCAUAGUGGCUGUAUCAAUUUACAUUUCCACCAACAGUGCAAGAGGGUUCCCUUUUCUCCACACCCUCUCCAGCACUUGUUGUUAGUAGAUUUUCUGAUGAUUCCCAUUCUAACCAGUGUGAGGUGAUUCCUCAUUGUAGUUUUGAUUUCCAUUUCUCUAAUAAUUAGUGAUGUUGAGCAGCUUUUCAUGUGCCUCUUGGCCGUCUAUAUGUCUUCUUUGGAGAAAUGUCUGUUUAGUUCUUCUGUCCAUUUUUUGAUUGCUAACCUCAUUUUUUUUUUUUUAACUGAACUACUAACAACCAUAUCUCGUGAAGCGCUAGCAGGAACCAAAAUUUCAUGUUUUCUAAACUGAGUAUCACUGCAAAAUAUUUCUAAACUUGAACUUUAAAACUUCGCUGAUUGAGCCUCUGCCUCCAACUAACCUGGCUGUCUCACUGGGAAGGGGUGUGCACCUUGGUGUUCAGAGUCCUGACCCAGCUCUAUGGCCUCUGUCGGGUAGAAAAGCCUGAACUUCCAUGUGAACUGAUGAAAUCACGUGUUUGU